UGAAGUACUGCAGAGAUAGACGCUGGACUGCAGCUCGGAAAAAGCAUCCUUACCGUCAGCUCUUCAGCUCUUCCCUCCUCAGUUCCUGAAUGCCCAUCUGAGGUAAAUUUGUAUUCGUUGGACGCCGCAGCUCCUUCGCAACAAUGGAGUACCAGCACCGAAAUCUCAUUAAAAGACUCAUCCAAUGAGAGCCAGGGAGUUUGAGGUUCUUCUUUUGUGGUAACUGCAGACGUCAACCUCCCUACUAACUGCAGAAGUUGAGGGGAAGCUCCCGGCAUGGACGACACAGACCCCCGGGACCGAACGUCCCUGAUGAAGGGAGCCAAGGACAUCGCCAAGGAGGCCAAACGGCAAGCCGUCAAGAAGGUUAACAAGGUUGUGGACCGGGCCUCGGAUGAGUACUCUCACAGCCGUGCCUACCACCGUUUCCAAGAUGAUGAUGAUGCUGACUACUACAGCCAGCCAGAGGGAAACUAUGAGGGCGAUCACGCCAAUGAUGAAGAAGGCUCCAGUGAUGCCACUGAAGGCCAUGAUGAUGAGGACGAGAUGUACGAGGGUGAAUACCAAGGGAUCCCUUCGGACUCCAAGCCUGGGGAUGGACAGGUGGCUCUGGGGCAGCCUGUGGCGGACGGCCUGAAGGACCGGAGGGAGCUCGAAAGUGAAAGGCAGGCGGAUGAGGAGGAGCUGGCACAGCAGUAUGAGCUGAUUAUCCAGGAAUGCGGGCAUGGGAGGUUUCAGUGGCAGCUCUUCUUCACACUGGGACUGGCGCUCAUGUCAGAUGGGGUGGAGGUUUUCGUGGUAGGCUUCGUUUUGCCCAGUGCUGAGACAGACAUGUGCGUGCCUGAUUCAAGUUCUGGCUGGCUAGGCAGCAUUGUAUACCUGGGGAUGAUGGUGGGGGCCUUCUUCUGGGGGGGCAUGGCAGACAAGGUGGGCCGACGGCAGUGUCUGCUCAUAUGCAUGUCCACGAACGGCUUCUUUGCCUUCCUGUCCUCCUUCGUGCAAAGCUAUGGCUUCUUCCUGCUCUGUCGCACAAUAGCGGGCUUUGGGAUUGGUGGAGCAGUACCCAUUGUCUUCUCUUAUUUUGCGGAGGUGUUGGCAAGGGAGAAGAGAGGUGAACAUCUCAGCUGGCUCUGCAUGUUUUGGAUGAUAGGGGAGAUCUAUGCUUCAGCCAUGGCCUGGGCUAUCAUACCUCACUAUGGCUGGAGUUUCAGUAUGGGUUCAGCGUAUCAGUUCCACAGCUGGAGGGUGUUUGUGGUGGUGUGUGCUCUGCCGUGUAUCUGUUCUGUGGUGGCCCUCACGUUCAUGCCUGAAAGUCCCAGAUUCUACUUGGAGGUGGGGAAGCACGACGAGGCCUGGAUGAUCCUCAAGCAGAUCCACGACACCAACAUGCGAGCGCGCGGACAACCCGAAAAAGUCUUCACUGUAAACAGGAUCAAGAUCCCAAAACAGAUUGAUGAGUUUGUGGAGAUGCACACUGAGUCCAGUAAUGCUGUGUCCAAAGUUAUUUUCAGAGUGAAGACUGAACUUUAUGGGAUCUGGUUGACCCUUUUGAAGUGUUUCAUUUAUCCAGUGAAAGACAACACUGUAAAGCUGGCCAUUGUGUGGUUCACACUGUCAUUUGGGUACUAUGGCUUGUCUGUGUGGUUCCCUGAUGUCAUCAAGCACCUCCAGGCUGAUGAGUACGCUUCUAAAGUGCAGAGGCACAAUAACGAGCUAACUGAGGACUUCACAUUCAACUUCACAUUAGAGAACCAGAUACACACAAAUGGUGUGUUCAUCAAUGACAGAUUUGUAAAUAUGAAAUUCAAGUCAGUCACAUUCAUCAACACCACUUUCCAAAACUGCUACUUUGAAGACGUGACCUCGGUGGGCUGUUUCUUCCGUAACUGCACUUUUAUCGAUGCAUUCUUUUACAACACGGACAUUGAUGACUCCAAACUUAUUAACACAAAAGUCACAAACUGCUCAUUCCAUCACAACAAAACGGGUUGUCAGAUGACAUUCGAUGAUGACUAUAGCGCCUACUGGGUUUACUUUGUCAACUUCUUGGGAACAUUGGCUGUCCUACCAGGGAACAUAGUGUCUGCCCUCCUCAUGGAUAAAAUAGGGCGCUUAUCUAUGCUAGGGUUCUCCAUGGUCCUGUCUGGAAUCAGCUGUUUCUUCCUGUGGUUCGGCACCAGUGAAGCCAUGAUGAUUGGGAUGCUGUGCCUUUAUAAUGGCCUGAGUAUCUCCGCCUGGAACUCACUGGAUGUGGUCACAGUAGAGCUUUAUCCUACAGACAGGAGAGGGACUGGCUUUGGCUUCUGUAAUGCCUUGUGUAAGUUUGCAGCUGUGCUGGGCAACCUAAUUUUUGGCUCCCUGGUCAGUAUCACCAAAGCCAUCCCCAUCCUGCUGGCCUCCUCUGUGCUCGUGGGUGGAGGCCUGGUGGGACUUCGGCUACCGGACACACGAUCCAAUGUCCUGAUGUAGCCCCUGCCAGACAGCCCUGAAGCUGUCCAGCUAAUGACUUCAGUCCAUCCAUGUAUCUUCAGUCUACCAUUUUACACAUUGUUCGAGUCAUCCUUUUUCAUUUACAGAGCUAAGUGAGAUGGAAUCAUGAAUGAGCAAUAUAAUUACCACACAGAACAUUAUAGCAGUAGCUAUAUGUCAUGACUAAAAAGACAAAAGCUUUAUCAGUCAGUGAGUAUGCACUUAAAUCUAAUUUGCGUGUUGAUGCGUAGGCAGUUAAAGGUGAGAAGCAUUAAUGUUUCUGAUCACGGGAAAGCCAAGGAGGGCUGUUUUCCUUCUUGUGAAACUAUUUCCUAACAUCCUGCAGCUGUGUAACAGUCUUGCAUCCCUCUCCCUGGCUCCGUAGUGUUAAAAAGAGCCUGGCUGAAAGUCAUAUACAUUAUGCUGAUGGGCUGUAGCAGAGCUCUGGCAUUGAGAUGAGCGUAAAUAUUAAUGUCCCCCUUAUUAAGAAGCUUGAAAAACAAACUCUUAAUGAGCAGGCUGAACCUGCUGGAAGCCCGUAGAGGAAGAGGAUGAUCAGAAAGACUGUGAGAGCGGCACAGCUGUAGCCCAGCUGUCCUAUACAGCUUCAUACAGCCCAGAUAGACCAAGCGAGAGUAAAACACAGUCACAGUCAGCAGCUUUCUUUACUAACAAGUUAUUUUGUUUGCUUGUAUGUUACCUGUACAAUUAAAUAUUUAUGAAGUCAGUAUAUGACUGCUUGGCCAUAAAUUGUCCUAAAGCUUUAAUCAUUAAAGGGAUAGUCAUCAAAAGCUUUAUUUUUCCCAGGUUUAAGGGGUUUUUAGGUGAAAAGAUGAUAUGUUGGUGUUUUUGUG
Molecule: messenger RNA, 3323 nt
Organism: Colossoma macropomum (tambaqui)
Lineage: Eukaryota; Metazoa; Chordata; Actinopteri; Characiformes; Serrasalmidae
Gene: sv2ca
Product: synaptic vesicle glycoprotein 2Ca
Exons: 13
Coding region: 277-2469 (730 amino acids)
Biological process (GO): chemical synaptic transmission; transmembrane transport
Cellular component (GO): membrane
Molecular function (GO): transmembrane transporter activity
Source: RefSeq, a predicted model, not a curated record